Molecule: messenger RNA, 2010 nt
Organism: Dichomitus squalens LYAD-421 SS1
Lineage: Eukaryota; Fungi; Basidiomycota; Agaricomycetes; Polyporales; Polyporaceae
Exons: 2
Coding region: 13-1857 (614 amino acids)
Source: RefSeq, a predicted model, not a curated record
CCUCAACAGGCCAUGUAUCCACCGCCGUCCCCGAUCUUCGACGUUCCUGAGCUCCCAGCGACGCUCCGCCGCGUGAAGCCGCUCCCGAAGCGCAGACGCACCUCGGACCCCACCUCGCAUGACGACCACGAGUUCCGUACCAGCUCCCCGGCCCCAGGGAUGGGGACGGGGGUGAACACCCCGCAGGAGUCGCAUGACGGGGCGGACGACAAUGUCCCGGCGACACCCGACCCGACGUUCGCGGCGCAAAUGGCGCUCCAGGCGUACUAUGGGCCCGUCCUGGGCGGCGUCCGCGACCUCUUCAAGAACAUGCCCACCCCAGACCGGGGCAGGGCCGGGGAGGACGACGCCUCGCGGACGUCCACGCCCAUCUCUAUCGAUCUCAGCGCGGCGCUCGCGGCCGGCUUCGGGACCGGGGCCGGGUGGUAUGGGAGCGUCGUCGGGGGACUAGGCGGUUUGGGCGGUGGGUACGAGCAGGACGACGAGGACGGGGACGGCGGGGAUUAUGUGGACCACUUGCAGCAGCCGGGGAACACGAAGAAGCGGAAGGUGCCCGCGAACAUGUCCGGGUCCGCGCACGGGCACGAUGGGGGCUCUGGCGGGUCCGGGGCGGAGGACGAGGGCGCGGAUAGGGCCAUGCCGACGGGGCGGGAGCGGGACGUGGACGCCGUUGUGGGCGGCGUGGUAGGCGCAGGGACGGGCGGAGGCGGAGGCGGGGGAGGGGGCGCACACGGCUCCCUCGCGCUGGCGGGGAAGAAGGGGCGGCUAUCGCGCGCGACGCUUGCGGGCCUGCAGCACAAGGCGAUGCUGAGGAGCCGGAAGCGGCAGCUCGCUACAGUGCUCGGGACGCUCGCUCAUGGGGACACGCUCGCGCUCGACCAGGCUUUGUCGGCGCACCAUAUCUUCGUGCAGCCGCAUACUCGGGUUCACCUCUCCCGGCGGCGCACGUCGCGCUUCGCGCGGGCUUUGAAAGCCUACAUGCAAUCGCACCCGCCUGGAGAAGGCGAAGGGGAAAGUAAAGAGAACGAGGUGCCGUCUUCCGACUUCACGUUUGUCGUCCACAGUGCCACUUCGGAGCGCCUGGUUGCAACAAACGAGGAGAUCGCUGAGCUCCAUGGCCGUUUUCAGGCCGAGCUCGCGCGCCAGGCGGCGCAGGCGGCAGAGGCAGCGAAGCAGGCAGCAGCAGCACUCAGCGGACCCCUCGCGAAGCGUACAAACGGCACUAAACAGGCCCCACGUACGACUGCAGGCAAGGGUUCUGAUGCAAAGGGUGCUCUCGAGCAGUCUUUACUUGGAACGAAGGGCAAGGGCGGUAAGAAGAAGAAACGGUCCGCCCUGGCCAACGCUUCUAACCCGCACCACCUCCGGAACUACGUGCCGUCGCGCCUACCUCACAGCGGGCCUCCGAGUGCGCAGCAGGCGAUGCAGAACGCACAGAACCUGCUCACGCCGCUCCCUUUGCGCUUUCUGUCCGCAGAAAUCCCGCCGCGGCGCAGAAAGAAGUCGGAGCCGAACGUGACGCCAGUGUCGACGCUGACGAACCCAGCGGAGGAGUGGAUAUGCCCGUUCUGCGAAUACCAGCUGUUCUAUGGGGACGACCAGAGCUACGCACGGGCAGUGCGGAACCGCAAGAAAAUCUUGCGUCGGCGCAGGCGUGCUCGUGAACGCGCUGCAGCAGCAGCAAGCGGUGCUACUGCCGCCGCGGCCGCUGAGAAGGCGCAGGAUGACGACGUGCACCCUGGCUUUGAGACCCCUGCGCCGCUGCCGGUGGCCAAGGAGACUCCCCCUGCGGCUGGCAAGCAGGCGAAGUGGAAGGAGGGUGACAGAGGGGAACACGGAGUGGCAGCACAAGCUUGAUGGUGAUUGAGAGGUCGCCCAGGCACACCGUGCUGACUGUUCGUGCACGAUAGAGUAGCCGUUGCAUUACGCUCAUACCCGUCCACGUCCGUGUAGUUGUAUCGCACACACAUUCGUUUUAAUACGCAUUGUACACUCGUUGGAUGCGUUUGC